CGAUCGAUCGAGCCGCGACAUCUCUCUCUCGGUCAAUUCCGCCCGUUAGCCUCCAACGAUCCAAACCGCCUCGUCAUAAAUAGGCAAAGAAACGAACAAGGAGGUGGCAGAGUGUGAGCACUGGUCGCUUGCUUGUGCUUUGCUUUGCUAGGACGAGAAGAAAAGAAAAGCGGCGAGAGCUAAGCGAGGAAGGAUGCGUGGGGCGUCGGCAUUGGCAUCUCUCGUCGCCGCGGCGGCGGUGGCGCUGCUCCUCCUCAUCGACGGCUGCGGCGGCGCCAUGUACAAGGUUGGCGACCUCGACGCCUGGGGCAUCCCGCCGCCGUCCAAGCCCGACGUCUACUCGCGCUGGGCCAAAUCCAUCCACUUCGCGCUCGGCGACUCCAUCUGGUUUCUGUACCCGCCGAGCCAGGACUCGGUGGUGCAGGUGACGCCGGUGGCGUUCGCCGCCUGCCAGGCGUCGGACCCGGUGCUGAAGCUCGACGACGGCAACUCCGUCUUCAACCUCACCACGCCCGGCCGCGUCUACUACAUCAGCGCCGCGCUGGGACACUGCCGGAAGGGCCAGAGGCUGGCCGUCGACGUGCCCAUGGCCAACGGCACCUACCUGCCGCCCACCGCCAACGACCUCGCCGCCUUCGCGCCGAUGCCGGCCGAGGCGCCGGCGGGGUUCGAGUCGGCGGCGCUCGGCCCCGCCGGAGCGCGACAGUCGGCGGCGCCCCGAGCCGCCGCCGCCGGCGGAGCUGGAUCCGUCCUUCUUGCUGCUCUUGCCUUCGCCGUCUUCUUGCUGUGAGAGCAUCUUGUUGAUUGUGGAUUUUAUCUUAGGGAGUUUAUUAUUAACUUUGGAUGAUCAGAGCUUGGAUCUCCAUAUUCUUAUUUUUUAUCCGUUUGUAUUGGAUUGUACAAUGAAAUGAUGGUGAUGAUUCUUUUUUUUUUUUGCAUCGAUCAACUCAGCUGGCAUCCAUUGCAUCUGCA
Oryza sativa Japonica Group (Japanese rice) is the source of this 972-nucleotide messenger RNA. RefSeq names its product early nodulin-like protein 8. NCBI's taxonomy places the organism in Eukaryota, Viridiplantae, Streptophyta, Magnoliopsida, Poales, Poaceae. The record is from RefSeq and is a predicted model, not a curated record. Gene Ontology annotation, molecular function: electron transfer activity. Gene Ontology annotation, cellular component: plasma membrane.